AUGUCAUCACUCACCACCCUCAACUCUGCAGACUGGCCAUGUGUCGCGACUGUACUCGCCAGUCGCAGCGCACCAUCAAUCCCGGGGCUCUUCUUCGACCCUGCAUCACGGCUACCGGAGGAAUUCGCGGAGGACGUCAUGUCGACGUGCAUACAAAUGUACUUCCGCUCGCCCGACGUCGACCAAGUCAUGCUGUUCGAACGAUCCGGGGAGCCCACACAGCCAGGCAGCGGUAGCGGCCUACCUCCCAUACUCAGCUCCCUUCUUUCCUCCUUGUCCACUCUACUUCGCCCCCUCCUACCUCCAGAGAAGCACGAGCUUCUCUUCCCCGCCCCACCGACGCCCUACGCGCGCCAAGCCAUUUUGAACCUGUACUGGCCGGGCGACGGCAUUACGCCGCACGUCGACCUCCUCGACCGCUACGGCGACGGUAUCAUCGGUCGCACCGAGGAGAUCGCCUCGGGAGAAGGCGAUGGGUGCGGUGUGUACCUCCCGCCCGGAAGCGCGAUUGUCAUGACGGAGGAGGCGCGGUAUGGAUGGACGCACGGGAUCGAGAAGUGUAUGGAAGAUCUGGUCGAGUCCGAGGAUGGAAAGGGCCCAUCUGUUGUGCUUUCUCGAGAUGUCAGGCUGAGUGUUACGUUUCGGUGGCUACUACCUGGAGCGGAUGUUGUUGGUGAGCCGGACGUUCACGACCCUGGACCAGAUGCGGGAAUCCGGUCGUAG
Molecule: messenger RNA, 723 nt
Organism: Rhodofomes roseus
Lineage: Eukaryota; Fungi; Basidiomycota; Agaricomycetes; Polyporales; Fomitopsidaceae
Exons: 2
Coding region: 1-723 (240 amino acids)
Biological process (GO): fatty acid metabolic process; DNA damage response
Cellular component (GO): mitochondrial matrix
Source: RefSeq, a predicted model, not a curated record